UUCAGUUUCGGCUACUUUCAAGAUAUUGCGUCAGAAAUUGACGUGGAGGCGUGCCGCGCGGACGGUAUCGAAUUGGUGAAACGAAUGACCGGCGGUGGGACUGUCGUGCAUGGAUGGGAAUUAACCUAUACGCUGGUUCUCCCACGGGCUGCUGCAGAGAUGAGUAUUUCCGAGGCGUAUCAAUGCAUCGGACAAUCUCUCGUCAAGGCGUUUCAGAAACUCGGUGUCCCCGCGCAGUGCUACGCCGCGUGCCCCGAUUCCCCCGAAACUGCUCCAAAUAUCUGUUUGACGAAUCCUGCCGAGCAUGAUGUUAUGUCUGACGACAAGAAGUUAGCGGGUGUUUCUGUGAGGCGUAACCGAGACGGGAUGAUGUUUCAAGGGUAUAUCUCAUUGGAUAUGCCGCCUUCCUUUAUCCUCAAGCGCGUUUCAAAGGACCCAGAAAGCCAACAGAGCGUCCGCGAAAAGUCAACUGCUAUCAAUGUAGGUGGACGUUUUAUAACAAGAGACGCGCUCAUCCAAGCCAUCUGCGAAACAUUUGAAAUCGGAAUUGCGUUUAAUGCAGGAGAACUGUCAAUGAUGGAGCGAGCGCAGGCAGAAACUUUGUUUGAAACCAAAUAUGCCACAGCAGCGUGGAAUUUUGGAUGAAGGUAGAAUUAAAAAACCAUCAAAAACGUUAGCCCGUAAUGUAAUGGAGGGCGGGUUUAAGAAACGCACGUGAAAGCCUUAACUGCUGUCGUUUCUCCGCAAGGUAUAAUUAAAAAUGCUGUUCUUAUUCCACAGGGCGCGUUCAUCAUGGGUACCGAUAUUGAAGCGUUCUACGGCACUGCCUUAGCCAAUUCGGAGCACGCCAAACUUGAUGAAGCACCAAUGCACAUCCGUUUUCUGGAGGCAUAUCUCAUUGAGCAGUAUCCAGUGACCAACGCCGAGUAUGCUGCUUUCGUGCGGGAAACAAAUCAUCCGCCACCGCCACAUUGGAAAAACGGUGACUUCGCGCCUGAAGAUGCAAAUCUCCCAGUUGUUCGCGUGAGUUGGCAUGAUAGUCGCGCGUAUGCACAAUGGGCAGGCAAACGGCUACCGACAGAGGCAGAAUGGGAGAAAGCCUGCCGUGGUCCCGACGGACGGAUUUAUCCGUGGGGUAAUGUCUUUGUUCCUGACGAAUCUGAAUCUACAGAAACCCCUAUGGAGACUUCUCAGACUCUGACGGCACAUCUCACGCCUGUAGGCGUUCGUCCCGCCACAGUAAGCCCUUACGGAGUCGGUGACGCGGCAGGAAAUGUUUGGGAAUGGACUGCCGAUUGGUAUCAACUAUAUCCUGAUCCGAAACGUCCAACGCUUAAACAGCGGAUGGAUGAUAAACAUAAAGCCUUGCGUGGGGGGUCAUGGUUAGAAGUGCGUGAUGGCACAGCGGAACGCUAUUUUCGGUGUGCCAAUCGUUUACAUGCGCCGCCAGACUAUGUCGCCGGAAAUAUCGGUUUUCGCUGUGUGCGCGAGGUGCCACCCGAACAAGCCGAGUCGGUGCAUGUUCCUGUAGAACCACUUGCUGACUAUGUAAAACAGCGGAAGUUGAGUAAUCUGCGUCUCCUUCAAAAACGGACACAAAAGAACAGCCUCAAAGAUACGCUUAUUGCUGUCCUGCUCAUCGGGGCAGCAAUCUACGGUAUUGUGGUAAAUCCUGAGUUGGUGUUGGGCGGUAUAACCGCAGGUGUCGUCGGUAUUGGAUUUCUUUUUACUGCCAGUGUGAAUUUCUGGCGGCGGGGGCGUGCAGUAAAACGAGCAAAGCAAGUGGAGUCCGAAAGCUUCCUACCAUCUCAUUAGAGGUAUUUUUCGCAUUGACCGAAAUUUGAAUUCAGUGUAAACUUUUGCAAACUAAAGCAUCGCGACCUCAAGUCGCUUCUAUAGGGGAAAAAUGAUGAACCCGCUAUGUUUGGAACACUGUUUGACCGAAACAGAAAAACAGCAAUUUGAAGACAACGGUUUCCUUGCGGUUGAGGAUGCCAUCCCGCAAGAGAUGGUUGAUAAGUUGAUUGCCGCUGUUGACCGCGUCGGGGCAGAGCAUCUGGGCAAAGACGAACUUCCGCCCGAUGCACAGUUUAACCUCCUCGAUUUUGUCGGUAGAGACGAAAACUUUAUCGAACUGCUUGACUGGCACACGACCUUUCCGAAAGUCUGGGGAAUUUUGGGGUGGAACAUUAAACUCUACCAUUCACAUCUGAUUGUGCUACCGCCGCUCCCACCAGAAGAGCGUGAUAAAUCUAAACGCCUCGGUUGGCACCAAGAUAGUGGUAGACUCAAUUUUGAAAUGGAGGGUGACCCGCGACCGCGCGUAUCGUUGAAGGUAGCAUUUUUCCUCACCGAUACAUCUGUACCGGGUCGUGGCAAUUUCUCCGUGGUGCCGGGCAGUCACAAGUCGAAUACAUUGGAGAUGCCCGAUGACGCUACGACGGAUCCUGAGAAUGCAACGUCUGUAUUCGCUAAACCGGGGACAGCUGUCUUUUUCGAUCGCAGGCUCUGGCAUUCCGCAGGACGGAAUACCUCUGACAUCACCCGAAAAGUGCUGUUUUACGGCUACAGUUACCGAUGGUUGCAGCCACGCGAUGACAUGACGGUGGAACAUUACAUGGAAUGCUCUGAUCCGAUUCGUCAACAGAUUAUGGGCAAAAGUACGGGCGGACAUGGCUUUACAUCUCCCGGUGAAAAGGAUGUCCCACUUCGCGCGUGGAUUCAAGAAAACCUUGGUACUGAGGCAAUCGCGCGCUAA
This is a messenger RNA of Geodia barretti, 2758 nucleotides long. Lineage: Eukaryota; Metazoa; Porifera; Demospongiae; Tetractinellida; Geodiidae. The record is from the annotation of a GenBank genome assembly.